Molecule: messenger RNA, 1184 nt
Organism: Paecilomyces variotii
Lineage: Eukaryota; Fungi; Ascomycota; Eurotiomycetes; Eurotiales; Thermoascaceae
Product: ankyrin repeat protein
Exons: 3
Coding region: 320-835 (171 amino acids)
Molecular function (GO): protein binding
Source: RefSeq, a predicted model, not a curated record
GAAAGCAUUUAGAAAACAACAGUCUGUCCAGGUGGAAUUGCCAGUCCACCUGACAGCUUUUCGAGAUUGCUAUAGUUGGUUAUUUCGCUUAUAUGUACAUAUAUACUCUAGCCUCUUUUUGAAAUAUUUAAACCCACAGUGACGCGCUCCCCUGUCCUCAUCUCUCGUCACCCCGCUACUUCCGAUCCCUGCCCCGCAUACGAGCGCAAUCGUGUAGAGAACUACUUAUCGGCCUUCUGCAAGAUAUCUACGCGUCUGCGUACGCUUUCUACGGUCCUGUUUUCAUAUAGGCCAAUUUUUGUCGUGGUCUAGAGCAAGAAUGGCGGACGACGAGGGUGCAUCUCCUCGCGAGCUGGUCGUCGAGGCGUGCCGCCGUGACCAGCCUCAUCUGAUCGAGCAGGUUAUUCAUGGCAUGGAAAACAAGUCGAACGAAGAGAUCGCCGAGUUCUUCAACUCCGUCACCGAUGCUCUCGGUAACUAUGCGCUCCACAUAUGCGCCAUGUAUGGAAGCUACGAUGUCAUGGACGCCCUCUUCGAUAUCCAGUAUUUCGAAUGCGACCCUCUCACGCGUGUCGAUAAGGAAGCCCCCCUUCACACUGCUGUUCGCUUUGCCAACGAAAAGGAUUCAAAGCUCGGUCUUGAAAUGAUCGAGAUGAUGUGUGAGGCUGGAUGCGACCCCCGCGUCAAGAAUAAGCACGGUCAGAAGGCUAUCGACCUAGUCUAUGACAACGACGAAAUCAAGCUAGCGCUGCAGAAGGCCGAAUACAUUCUCAAUGAAGGUGUCAGAGAAGCCGAUGAAGAUGGCGAUGAAGGCAGUGCGAGUGACAGCGACUGAUAAGUCAUACUGAACAACUGACCUAGGUCAUCUGUCGGACAGGGCAGAUCCGUGGAUAUCUUGGCGAUCUUCCGCCGACAGUCUAACAGUAUCUGUCCUUUUUCUAUCUUACGGACUACAACACUGGUGUUGAGGUCAAGCAUGGUUUUCGGUUUGAGGACGCGAUCAAGAUUGUGAGUUAACUUGAGUAUCUCGCAGCUGGUCGAUCAGUUCCCUCGCUGUCCAUUUCACUUUACAUCGGACAAACUUGUCCCAAAUAUGGCGUCACUUAGUACCUGGCGACAGAGAUGAAGCUCAUAGCCCUUGUCCCUGGUUUCUUUUCUCCUUUGUCUUUCUAUUUCCUUGGUCU